GCACAGGUUUGGGUUCGGCCUCAAUAGAAAAAUAAAACGGAGCCCUAACAAUAUAUCUUUGCAGAUCAAGAACUACAAGAUCGCCCCUUUCAUUCUGGGGCGACAGUGGGCUCGUAUCAACAUGGGAACAAAUAACGUUAUGUAUUUAGAUUUUAUGAUUGACAGAAAAGUGACAUCUCAAUAGCUUUACCUUUUGACAAUGGCUUCCCGACCUGUAAAUUCAAAUGAAUAAAGUAAUGAAGAAGAUACCUACACAAAAUUUUCCAUAUUACCCUCAUCUGCAACCAUCUCAACCUCCAACUAACCCUACUACAUGGGGGGCAGACAUGACAUUUCACCAUGGAAAAAAAAACAUUCUUACUUUGCUUUAAAGCCAAGAAGAGAAGUUGAUGCAAAGUUGGAGGGUUUAUUCCCACAAACAUUUUCCUUUUUGACAGAAAACUCUCCCUUUUACCUACUGUUCUCUCUCACCACAAACAUUCAACAUUGUUGUUCUUGUCUUGGUUUUGUGGUUGAAUGAGCUGAAAGUUAUGGGUUCAUAGUCAAAAGUGACCAAGUUUCAGAAUGGCAUUUCUUGUAGCAGGAGUAUUAAUUAAGCUUCUGCAGAGUAUGAACACCAAUGUGAAGGUCAGAGGAGAGCAUAGAUCAGUGCUAUUACAACUUAUCAGUAUUGUACCUGCUUUAAAUGGUUCAGAAUUGUGGCCUAAUCAAGGCUUCUUUCUAAAAGUUUCAGAUUCUUCACAUUCUACUUAUGUCUCAUUGUCCAAGCAAGAUCAUGAGUUGAUCUUGAACAACAUCUUACAACUAGGCCAAUUCUUCUAUGUUGAUAAGAUGGAAGCUGGAACUCCAGUUCCAGUUCUUGUUGGGAUUCGACCGGUUCCUGGACGACAACCUUUCGUUGGGACUCCGAAGGAUCUUAUGCAAAUGAUGGAGCCAUCAGUGAGCCUAGUCCAAGAUUAUCAGGAAGGAAAGAGUGGAGGUAAAUCGAAUGAGAGAAUGAGACAUAAAUUCAUGAUCAAAGAGGAGAAGAUAAACGUUUCGUCGCGGUAUAUGCAAGGUGUUUCGUCGUUGAAUUCUAGAAGUGGUCAGGUGCAAGCAGUAAACCUGCAAAGCCGGCUUGAUGAGGCUUCUUCAAAGGCAGAAGCCCUUCAGUUCAGUGUCAAGGAGGCUGCUGCAUCGUCUAAGAACAUUCCUGCAAAAGGCACUUCAAACAAACAGGAAACUUCUAAUGCAAAUCGCUUACCUUACAGAAAAGAUAAAACUCAUUCAUCAGAGACUGUCAAAAGGAUUCUUAGAAGGAAAAACAUAGCUUCUAUGGUAGCAAUGGAAGCUCAAAAAGAGGCAAUGGCUGCAGCAUCCUUGGCCAAAUGUCUCAGUGUGUUUGCUGAUCUGUGUUCAUCAGCCUCACCUAAGAAUCCCCAACUCCCUCUCACCAAAUUCUUCACACUGCAGCAGCUAAUCUCCGAAGCGAAUUCGAACGAUGCAGUGAAGGAAAACUCACUUCUUUUGACUAUGAACUCAUCUCUACCAGAAGCAAAUAAGUCCACAAAAGUUUCCUCUUUAUUCCUGUCAAAGAGUGCUUCACCAAAGUCUGCAAAGGCAGCUAUUGAAUUAAGAGAGGAUGAAAAACAAGANUCACCAAGUUUCAGAAUGGCAUUUCUUGUAGCAGGAGUAUUAAUUAAGCUUCUGCAGAGUAUGAACACCAAUGUGAAGGUCAGAGGAGAGCAUAGAUCAGUGCUAUUACAACUUAUCAGUAUUGUACCUGCUUUAAAUGGUUCAGAAUUGUGGCCUAAUCAAGGCUUCUUUCUAAAAGUUUCAGAUUCUUCACAUUCUACUUAUGUCUCAUUGUCCAAGCAAGAUCAUGAGUUGAUCUUGAACAACAUCUUACAACUAGGCCAAUUCUUCUAUGUUGAUAAGAUGGAAGCUGGAACUCCAGUUCCAGUUCUUGUUGGGAUUCGACCGGUUCCUGGACGACAACCUUUCGUUGGGACUCCGAAGGAUCUUAUGCAAAUGAUGGAGCCAUCAGUGAGCCUAGUCCAAGAUUAUCAGGAAGGAAAGAGUGGAGGUAAAUCGAAUGAGAGAAUGAGACAUAAAUUCAUGAUCAAAGAGGAGAAGAUAAACGUUUCGUCGCGGUAUAUGCAAGGUGUUUCGUCGUUGAAUUCUAGAAGUGGUCAGGUGCAAGCAGUAAACCUGCAAAGCCGGCUUGAUGAGGCUUCUUCAAAGGCAGAAGCCCUUCAGUUCAGUGUCAAGGAGGCUGCUGCAUCGUCUAAGAACAUUCCUGCAAAAGGCACUUCAAACAAACAGGAAACUUCUAAUGCAAAUCGCUUACCUUACAGAAAAGAUAAAACUCAUUCAUCAGAGACUGUCAAAAGGAUUCUUAGAAGGAAAAACAUAGCUUCUAUGGUAGCAAUGGAAGCUCAAAAAGAGGCAAUGGCUGCAGCAUCCUUGGCCAAAUGUCUCAGUGUGUUUGCUGAUCUGUGUUCAUCAGCCUCACCUAAGAAUCCCCAACUCCCUCUCACCAAAUUCUUCACACUGCAGCAGCUAAUCUCCGAAGCGAAUUCGAACGAUGCAGUGAAGGAAAACUCACUUCUUUUGACUAUGAACUCAUCUCUACCAGAAGCAAAUAAGUCCACAAAAGUUUCCUCUUUAUUCCUGUCAAAGAGUGCUUCACCAAAGUCUGCAAAGGCAGCUAUUGAAUUAAGAGAGGAUGAAAAACAAGAAUGGGCCAGAGGAGAUGGUGCAAAGGAGAUCAAAUUACUAAGAGAUGUUUUGCUGAAGGAAUCAACAUCAUGGUUUUUGAAUUUCUUGGAGGAAGCAUUGGAUGCCGGGUUUCGUGUCGGAAAACAGGACAAGAAGGGUCGGAACAAUGCAGGGCAACAAACGGAGUCGGGCAACCAUAUUGCUGUUGCCUUAUCACAGCUCAAGCAAGCCAAUGAAUGGUUGGAGAAGUUAAAAGGAAAUUUGAGUUCAGGAGAUAAUGACUCAAGGGAAACCAUUGACAGGAUAAAGCAGAAAGUCUAUUCCUGUUUGCUUGUACAUGUGGAGUCUGCUGCAUCAGUUCUAGAGAAUAGAUUUGACCGUUGUUAAUCCAGAACAGCAAAUUCAAACUCUGUAAAUUGUAUGAUACAAUAAAUUAUCAGGAGUUUGGUCAUUCUUAUCGA
Cucurbita pepo subsp. pepo (vegetable marrow) is the source of this 3161-nucleotide messenger RNA. NCBI's taxonomy places the organism in Eukaryota, Viridiplantae, Streptophyta, Magnoliopsida, Cucurbitales, Cucurbitaceae. The record is from RefSeq and is a predicted model, not a curated record.